CAACAGCAGACAAACGUCUUUUGUCCCGCUCCCAAGUUUCUUGAAGACCCUGACAUGACCGAAGAACAGAAACAGAUUAUUAUGAAACGCAUUCACGAAGUAAGGUCAAAAUAUGAAGCGUUUGUAGAAAAAGAUAUAAAUCAAAAGAUACAAACUAUCAUGUUUGCCUCUGAUUUGACGGAAGAAAAAGCACGUUUGGCAUUGUCUCUUUGUCAUGAUGAUGAACAUGAAGUUCUUAAUAAGCUUGCGGGGAAGAGUGCAAGAGGCUUUCGUAAUUUGCUACAGCCUGCUAGUUACAUACCUGAUGAAAAAUAUAUAGAAGAAGGCUACUCUUCUCCUUCAACCCCUUCGACUCCCACAGCUGAAGAAUUUGAGUCAUUAGAUCAAAUAGAUGUCCCAUUCACUUUGCCAUCAACACGAACCACCGUCAUCGCUCUUGGUUGUUAUCACAAGUCUCCAUCAUGGUGGUCAAGUCCGGGAUCAUUGUAUCAUCAUCCGAUUCCUAUUAAUUACAAAGCUAAGAGAAUAGAAUCAAAUACUACCUACAUAAUGUCCAUUGAAGAAGAUCCAACGACUGGAAAUCCGCUUUUCAGAGUUACAAACCAGUCGACAAAACAAUCUUUUACGGGAAGUUCACCUACCAAACCAUGGACAAUGGUAUGUGUCUCUCAUUCGUCAUCACGAGCAACUCGUAUUUCUGGUCCUUUGUUUUUUGGAUUUUCUGACCCACUAUUACAACAGUUAUUUACAAAAAUGGUCAAAGAAAAUGAUAUAGAGGAAUAUUAUUAUAGAUUUGUUGGUGAAGGAGAAAUUUUUUGUUGUGAUAAAGAGUGGAAAGAUGAAGAAAGGCAAAUUCUUUUAUCAGAAAUCCGUAAAUUCUGUGGAAAUAUUGACCCAUUAAUUACGGAUAGCGAUGUUUCUUUUCAUUUUGGGUUAGUUGCGCGUAAUAUUCCCAAUCGAACGGGAUUUCAAUGUCAAUAUGAAUAUAAUCGCCUGGUGACUACGGGUCAAAUUGGUGAAUUUGAUGGUUGUCCCGUGACAGCUUUACGAGUAAAUUACGAUAAACUCGUUAAAUCUAUGUCUUCCAACGGUCAAAUCAAGCGAGCGAGAAAAUUUUCUAGUCAAAAGGAGGAUGAUAAAUGGAAUGCGAAAACCAAAAUUAAUUAUAACCCUUGGAAUCCGUUGCCAAACAUGAAAGAUGCGAUUACGAUGGAAAAUAUGAAUGAACCAGCAAUCUCACCGGAUGGAUUUACUAAGAAACGGUUGACACGUCGACAAUUAGUGAAAUUGACUUUCGACAAUAUUGCUGACUAUUUAGACAGAAUACGCGAACCAUAA
This is a messenger RNA of Scutellospora calospora, 1338 nucleotides long. Lineage: Eukaryota; Fungi; Glomeromycota; Glomeromycetes; Diversisporales; Gigasporaceae. The record is from the annotation of a GenBank genome assembly.